UUAGGAAUUGCAUUUAUCCCAAAGGGUGUUGGCACUUGACAGGUUGACUCCGUAUCUCAGCACCUAGGGUACGCCUUUUCUUCUUCUCCUUCUUCUUCGUGCCGUUCCCUGUCUUUUUGGCGUUCCUUCGAAGCUAAACUAAGAAACUAAAAUUUCGUUAAGGAUAUAAUGUCAGAGGAGGUGGAGUAUCGGUGUUUUAUUGGUGGUCUUUCAUGGUCUACAUCUGAUAGAGGUCUCAAGGAGGCAUUCGAAAAGUUUGGUCAUCUUCUUGAAGCAAAGGUAGUUGUUGACAAAUUCUCCGGACGCUCUCGUGGAUUUGGGUUCGUCACUUUUGAUGAGAAGAAAGCGAUGGAAGAAGCUAUUGAAGAAAUGAAUGGUAUGGACUUGGAUGGCCGAACAAUUACUGUUGAUAAAGCUCAGCCUCACCAAGGUUCAGGCAGAGAGCAUGAUGGUGAUCGCAACCGUGAUCGUGGCCGUGAUCGUGAUCAGAACCGUGACCAUGGAGGAAGACGCCCAUCUGGUGGUGGAGGAGAGUGCUUCAAGUGCGGUAAGCCUGGACAUUUUGCUAGAGAGUGUCCAAGUGAAGGGGCAAAAGGUAGUCGGUAUGGGGGCAGAGAUGACAGGUACAGUGGCGGCGGUGGAGGUGGGGGUGGUCGUUAUGGUCCUGAUCGAAAUGGAGAUCGAUUUGGUGGGCGUAACAAGGAUGCUGGCAGCCGUGGAGGUCCUGGAACUGACCGAUAUAAUCGUGACCGUUCUGGACCAUAUGAACGUCGUGGUUCAGGAGGUUUUCGUUCUGGAUAGAAGUAUUUCUGUUUGUGGUAUGCUACUUAGUACUGAACUCCGAAUUUCUGGUCAGUCAACGGAAUACAUCGUGUUCUGUUGCAGCUGAGGAAUUGGAAAAAUUGGGGCUGCUGUAUGAAUUAUUGAAGGUUUUUGUUUUUUGUUUCUUAAAAAUUUUUAUUGCAGACAUGCUAUCUUGAUUGCCAUCCUGCUGGAUUAAUUAUUUUAUCUUAGUGCUAAACUUGGCAUUAA
Messenger RNA from Ricinus communis (castor bean), 1032 nucleotides. RefSeq names its product glycine-rich RNA-binding protein RZ1A. The record is from RefSeq and is a predicted model, not a curated record. The transcript is spliced from 3 exons. Bases 169 to 801 code for a protein of 210 amino acids. Lineage: Eukaryota; Viridiplantae; Streptophyta; Magnoliopsida; Malpighiales; Euphorbiaceae. Gene Ontology annotation, molecular function: RNA binding; zinc ion binding.